This is a messenger RNA of Penicillium samsonianum, 1923 nucleotides long. RefSeq names its product C2H2-type zinc finger protein. The record is from RefSeq and is a predicted model, not a curated record. Gene Ontology annotation, biological process: regulation of transcription by RNA polymerase II. Gene Ontology annotation, molecular function: DNA-binding transcription factor activity, RNA polymerase II-specific; RNA polymerase II cis-regulatory region sequence-specific DNA binding. The coding region runs from base 1 to 1923 and encodes 640 amino acids. The transcript is spliced from 3 exons. NCBI's taxonomy places the organism in Eukaryota, Fungi, Ascomycota, Eurotiomycetes, Eurotiales, Aspergillaceae.
AUGGCUUCCUUUCUCCCUGUCAACAACUCGGCCCCUGAAGACCACGCGAUGGAUGGAGCAGCUACACCCCGUGCGAUCCCAAAUGGCGUGCCGGUCACACCGGACGUUUCUUCGACGGAACUGUUUCCGGACGGAGUUUCACACCACAGCCACGGUAGCGACGCUUCAUCCCGCACAACCUUGACCCACGCUCGAACACCGCCAACGUCUGACGAACCGAUGCACGAUUCCGAGGGAGAACAAGACGAUUCCGAUCAUGAUCAAAACCUAGGAAGUAACGGACCCCCCUCGAAAAAGAAGAAAGGCCAACGGUUCUUCUGCACCUCUUUCCCUCCCUGCAAUCUAAGCUUCACACGGAGUGAACAUCUGGCUCGCCAUAUUCGAAAACACACCGGUGAACGUCCCUUCCAGUGCCACUGCUCUCGGCGGUUUUCCCGACUCGACAACCUCCGCCAGCAUGCUCAAACCGUCCAUGUCAAUGAGGAAAUCCCCGGGGAUUCGCUGGCGGCCACGGGCACACGGUUCCAGCGUCAGGUCCGUACAGAUCGAGUGCGGCCACCAGGACGGGCACGGGCAGGUACCGGAGGCAGUGUCGGCAGUCAUAGCCGAGGUCAUAGCAGGAACUUGUCAACUUCGAGUAUUGCGUCCACCACUUCGACAUUCAGCCAACCUCCGGAACUUCGCCGGCGCCCCCCGCCUUUGAUCAUGGCCAACGACCCCGCAGCUCGAUCCCGACUGGCAAUGGAUUCCAUGGGAGAACCUCCGAGCACGCCCCCGGCCCAGAUCCGUGGCAUUCCUGCCCCCAAUUUGCUUCGCCCAUGUCUGGCACAGCACAUGGGUUCUGGGAAAGGGAAGAUGGCCGCCCGUCGCCUUUCAGUACCGACGAGCAGCAACCCUUUCCUCGCACAGCACGGCAACGCAUAUCCUCCGGCAUAUCACACUCCCGCCGGCGCACCUUAUCCGAACGCCGCUGGCGUAUUCGCAAGCCCCACCAGCACACAUUACUCCGUAUCUCGUGAUGAGAGCACCUUAAGCGCGGCCGAGGCGGAGAUGCGGAGGAGAACGUGGCACCCUUCGUCAUACACAGGAUUUCCACGUCCUGGAACUAGUGGCCUGAACCAAUACCAUACACCCGACAAUGUCCCGGCCUCAUUCGGCGUGAACGGUUCGACCGAGCAUCCGCCUCGACUCCCCGGGAUUGAGAGCUUUGACAAAGUAGUCCAACGGCCGAUGACCCCUCCCACUCGGAAAACCAGCCCAAUGCAGCUUGAUGGCCACCAGCGACCUAACCCAGGCUUUGGAUCUGGGUUCAAUUACACACAGCCAGCCCACCGUCCACCGCCCCCCAUCUCCGGCCCUGGUCACCGACGAGGCCAUGUAUCCUGGGAUAUGUCUUUGCACCAUAACCUAACCGGACUGGAUAUCCGAGACCGGCGUCCAUCCACUGCAUCUGCUUCUCAAUGGAGUCAACAAACGCUCGCGGAACUCCAAAAUGUGUCUUCCCGCCCAUCGUCGUCUUACCAGCCUGCAUUCGGCCCAACGGCCGAAAGAAGCCCUGAAGAGUAUCGGGGACAUCGCGCAAGCCUUUCAAUCGGGAGCCGCGCACGAACUUCCCCCGAGGAUUCGAGUAGCAGUGAGGGUGUCCAUACCCCAUCCACCGCAUCGCUUGAGUAUCAUCCUGCGAUUGUGCACAGCAGUGGAUAUAUCGAAUCUCAUGAUUCCUCACUGCCUUCCGAUCACCCUCAACCGAUAUGUGGCCGCCAGUCUUCCCACGCGGACGGCUACGAAUCCCACAACGACCGGGAGCCCAGGCCCGAUGUCUUCUCAGGCUCUCCUGCCCGAAAUGCGGGCCUGGGUCGCCUGGAGGCUCUUGUCGCCGUUGCCACAAGCGAGAACAAAGGAGCAGCCAAGCUAUUUCUGUAA